AUGCCUUUGCCCGGAACACCGUCUCCAUUCCGCUUGGCCCGCCGCCAGCAAUCAACGCGCCGCAGCGCCGGCCCACAAUUCGCGAACUCCCCUCGAUUUUUACUCUCACAGACUACACCACAGUGGAAAGAUGAUAUCGAUAUCGACGAUGGUGAUGGCCCACCGUCCGCGAGUGCACGUACCCCAGCACCGUCCCGGAAUGUUAUCCCACCUCGUUGGCAAAAAGACGUGAUCGAGGAUUCGGACGAUGGCGAGUUGGCCAGGGAUGCCGGAAUCCGGGAAGCUGAAGGAAAUGAAUUGACGGAUGAUGCUAUCGACAGCUCUCUGCCAGAGGAAGCCGCGAGUUCGGGUGCCUUGGACGCGGUCUUUGCACCCGUGAGAGACAGUCACAAGCGGCGGCGUCUUUCUGCGGGAUUGAAUCAGCCUUUGGACGAGAAAUGGAAGCAGGAUAAUCUGGUGCCACCAUUGUCGCCUGGGCUUCAGGAAGCUGCUCCCGAUCCUCUGAGAACGCCUGGGAAUAUGAAGACCCCUUUUCGCAGCAAGCCUCGCUUCAUGCUCCCAACCAAGAAAAAAGCCAGCAGUCAGACUCCUUUUAGAGCCGAGACCCCAUUCGCAACAAGGCCGACAUCACCACCAGAGAGGCGGAAACCUGCUUUUGUUCUGCCUCGUGCACUAUCGCCAGAUCGCGCUGCCGAAGAUAUUCCGACACCGUUCUCCCCUUCUUCACGCACGCUCCGCCGUCGUGGUCGAGCUCGCGCGGGAGUGCCGGGCUACACACCUGGCGGAAUGGCAGCCGAGGUGCGAAGUUGGAUCCUUGAGAUGGGAUCAAAGCGUGAAAAUAUCGCUUCAGCCAGGUCUUCCGAGACGUCAAACACCGAGAGUAAGUAUCUUGUGACGGCUCGUGUUGUCAAUGUUAGCCUGGGAACACUGAGCAGCUCUGGUCCUGUGGCGCUUAUUCAGGCUGAGACUACAAGACCCUCUCAAGAACAAGAAGAGCAGAAAGGUUUGAAUAUCGUAGCAAUGGGACUGCCUCGAUCUCGACCCAAUUCGCGGCAAGCAUCGCAUACUGGUGAAUUCCAGACACUCCCAGUCCAAGCAAGAGACUUGGUGGGUAUCCAUCGGGGCUUAGCAUGGGAUCUUGAACUACAUGACUUCCAAGCACUCAGUGCCACCCAAGGGUUUUCCCUGGAAAGCAAUGAGCUGAGCGACACAAGUCAACGCUGGCUGUUCGCUAUGGAAUGGGAUAUAAUGUCAGAAGGCUCCUAA
Molecule: messenger RNA, 1266 nt
Organism: Penicillium cinerascens
Lineage: Eukaryota; Fungi; Ascomycota; Eurotiomycetes; Eurotiales; Aspergillaceae
Exons: 2
Coding region: 1-1266 (421 amino acids)
Source: RefSeq, a predicted model, not a curated record